UAGCUACUAACAUCAUAUAAUCAUUCGGGUUUCUCUGGAGUUUAAAACGAAAUUAAAAGAGAGAGAUGUUGAGUGUUAAGAAGGUAGCUGAAUCAUGUGUUAGUAAUAGUAAAUUGGAGCGUAUUCCCUCAAAAUAUAUGUAUUUGAAAAAUAAGAGCGACGAGGACUCCGUUAUUUUGUGUGAUGAAGAAGCUCAGAAUAUUACAAUUCCGACAAUUGAUUUCUCCCACCUUAUCUCUUCCAACCCCACUCAACGUUCCAAGGAAAUCCAACAUUUAGGCCGCGCCUGCACCGACUGGGGUUUCUUUAUGCUAAUCAAUCAUGGGGUGCCGGAGACACUGAGAGAGGAGGUGCUUAGGGCAUGCAAGGGGUUUUAUGAUUUGCCUGAGGAAUAUAAAAAGCAAUAUGAAGGAGGGGACAUAUUUGCUCCAAUAAAGUGUGGGACAAGCUUCAAUGCCAAUGUGGAGAAGACCUUUUUGUGGAGGGAUUAUCUCAAAUGCCAUGUUCACCCUCAUUUUCAUGCUCCAUCUAAUCCCCAAGGUUUUAGAGAAACUACAGAAGCAUACUGCAAAAAGAGUAGGGAAGUGAUUGGAGAGUUGCUAAAAGGAAUAUCAAUAAGCUUGGGACAAGAAGAAAACUACAUACAUAAAGUGAUGAAUAUUGAAUCAGGGUUCCAAAUGAUGGUUGUUAACUUUUACCCACGUUGUCCUAUGCCUGACCAAGCAAUGGGUCUCCCUCCACACUCAGAUCAUGGCCUUCUAACCCUGUUGCUGCAAAAUGAGCUUGAAGGCCUUCAACUUCUCCGUAAUGACAUGUGGAUCCCUAUCCACCCUUUACCCAACUCUUUUAUUGUUAACACUGGAGAUCACAUGGAGAUAUUGACUAAUGGAAAAUAUAAAAGCAAUAUACAUCGCGCCAUUGUGAACAAGAACGCCACCAGGAUUACUAUUGGUACGGCGCAUGGGCCGCCGCUCGAUGCCGUGGUUGGCCCUGCCACUGAGCUGAUCGGGGACGACAAUCCCCCUGCUUAUCGUGCCAUCAAAUAUAAAGAUUACAUGCGUCUUCAACAGAGCAAAGAACUCGACGGAAAGAGUUGCUUGGGUCAUGUUCGCAUUUCAAUAUAGAGUUCAAGCAUUUAUGAAUUUCUUGCUUUGUUUGUGCUGUAAUUUAAUUUGAAUUGAUCUGCGCGUGAGCAUAAGACAAGGUUUUUUGCCUGCUGUGCCUUCCAAUAAUAUGGUUCUUAUUGAUGGUGAUAAGGAUAUAAUGAUUUAACCUUUCUGAGUGA
Molecule: messenger RNA, 1285 nt
Organism: Arachis stenosperma
Lineage: Eukaryota; Viridiplantae; Streptophyta; Magnoliopsida; Fabales; Fabaceae
Product: 2-oxoglutarate-dependent dioxygenase 19-like
Exons: 4
Coding region: 66-1124 (352 amino acids)
Source: RefSeq, a predicted model, not a curated record